Epithele typhae is the source of this 273-nucleotide messenger RNA. RefSeq lists its product as uncharacterized. The record is from RefSeq and is a predicted model, not a curated record. The transcript is spliced from 2 exons. Gene Ontology annotation, biological process: mitochondrial respiratory chain complex IV assembly. The coding region runs from base 1 to 273 and encodes 90 amino acids. NCBI's taxonomy places the organism in Eukaryota, Fungi, Basidiomycota, Agaricomycetes, Polyporales, Epitheliaceae.
AUGUCCUACGACACCCUCCUCGCGCGCACGCUCAAGCUCAACCCCCGCCAGCGGCGCACCGCGCUCUCGUCCCUCUUCGGGCUGACGGCGCUCGCCGCGCUCGCGACCGUCUCCGCGUCCGCGCUCCUCCCGUGCCCCGUCCCGCGCAGCCGCUUCGCCGACGACGGCGGCGGCGGCGCACCCGCGGGUGGGCACAGGGUGACGACGGUCGUGGACCGGAAGCCGCGGCGGUGGAUCGAGGAGACGCGGCCGCCGUCGCAGUCGCAAUCGUGA